This is a messenger RNA of Paramecium sonneborni, 1726 nucleotides long. NCBI's taxonomy places the organism in Eukaryota, Ciliophora, Oligohymenophorea, Peniculida, Parameciidae. The record is from the annotation of a GenBank genome assembly.
AUUUAAUCAAAAAAAUUAUUUAAUUUUGAUGACUGAUAAAAGAAUAGACAAAUAUAUUUUUAAUGUGAAGGAUAGGAUUGGAUAAGGAUCUUAUGCUGAAGUUUUUAAAGGAACGAAUGAAAAAACUGGAGAAAAAGUAGCUAUCAAAAUGUUAAGCAAAUCUGUAAUAAAUGCGUAAUUUAAUUUACUUAUCUAUUUAGAGAUGAUUAUCUCAGAGAAGGAUUGAUUUAAGAAAUUAAAAUUAUGCAAAAAUUAAAAAGUCCCAAUAUAGUCUAAUUACUAGAUGUCAUGGAAACAAACAAUAAUUAUUAUAUUGUUUAAGAAUACUGUGAUGGAGGAGAUUUUGAUGAGUAAGAUUAUUAUAUUUUACUUUAAGACUUCUCAAAAAAAGGAAGUUACUUCCAGAAAAAGAAGCAAUCAAAUUUUUAAUUGAUGUAUUAAAUGGAUUUACACAAUUAAUAAAAAAUGGUAUAAUUCAUAGAGAUCUGAAGCCUGCAAAUAUAUUAUUAGACAAAUAAGUAAGUUUAUAAAUUUUUAUGAAGACUUACAAAUUAGCAGAUUUUGGAUUUGCAAAAUGUGUAGAUAAUUUUAAAAAAACAAUGAUGGCUUCAAUGGUUGGUACUCCUUUAUAUAUGAGUCCUUAAAUCUUGGAUCAUAAAAGAUAUAAUUCUAAAACUGAUGUUUGGAGUAUAGGUUUUAUAUUCUAUGAAGCAUUAUUUGGAAAAAGUAUAUAUAAAUUUAUUCAUUUAAUUAGCACCAUGGACAGCAAGAUCACCAGCAGAAUUAUUAAAAAAUAUUAGAACUUAGCCUUUAAAAUUUCCUACAGAUAAAAAUUAAGUCUCAUAAGAAACCUAAGAUUUAAUUAUUGGAUGUCUUCAAGCUGAUGAAAAUAAAAGAUUAUCUUGGGAAGAAAUAUAUAAACAUCCAGCUGUUAGUCAAUAUUUUUCAGUAAAUAAUUUUAGUUUAACAUUUAAGGAUUUUAUUAAAGGAAAUAGUAAAUUAGAAGAUAAAGCUUAAUAUUUAAUUAAUGAUAUUAGAUAAAUGAUUUGCAAAGAAAAAAUUGAUAUCCAUAAAUUAUUUGCAGAUUUAGACAUGUCAAAGGAUAAAGCUUUAGAUGUCAAUGAAUUAGGCAAAUUUUUAUAAAAAGUAGAUAAAGAUAUCACUAGAGAAGAAACUGAGUAUAUAUUUAAUAAAUUUGAUGAUGAUGGGAAUAAUUAGAUUGAAUUUGAGGAAUUUAAAAAAUGGUUAGAAGAUAAUCAAGUAAUUAAUAAUGAUAAAUUAAUAGAUUGUUACAAAUGCUAAUCCGUAACAAUAAUAAAGAGGAGGUGGAUCUCAUAAAAAGUUAUCUAUUCUUCCUCAAUAAUUAAAAUCUCAAAGUUCUAUAGAAGAAAGAGCUAAUUAUGUAAUAGAGAAAUUAAAAUUAUCAAUCUAAAAAUAUAAAAUCAAUUUGUUAGAUUUAUUUAAAAAAGUGAUUAUUAAUAUUGAUAAAUUUAGUUUGAUAAAUCCUCAGAUUAAAGAUUAGAUAAAAGUGAAAUGGGAUUACUGCUUAAAAGAAUUGAGCCAAAUAUUUCAUAAGAGGAAAUAAUAGCAUGUUUUGAAUUUUUUGAUGAAAAUGGUGAUGGUGAAAUCACAUUCUAAGAAUUUUAGACAAGUUUAAGUGAAGAAGUUGGUAAAAAGAGAUAAAGUAUAGAUCACCAUGAAUGAAAUAUUUGCAUUAUCAUAUAGU